AUGGUAUCCUCAGAUAGUUGGUGCUCGGUUAGUUCAGAAAAGGACGAAAUAUUUGAUCAAGAAAAACAGACAAAGAUCAGAAUUAGCCAAAAUAAAAUACGCGUUGGGCUGUUUGUCAGACUUUUGAGGAUCUUUAAAGCUAUCGUAGCUCGAUUCGACUACAAGCCGAUAGAAACGAACAAGUUUCUAGAAUACAAGAGGUUAUGUGCAUCUGAACCAGAUAAAAUAACGAUCUUCAAGAAGUUGGUGUUCAUGGGCAUACCCUGUCGGUUGUACUUGAUCAUAAAUGAUGAUACCGAAUUUGUAGUCGAAGCGUUCAUGGCUGAAAUUAUUGAGAAUUUCAGGUUAAGCAAGACCGGUCUUAUAUGCUACAUCGGUGUAGAUGGUUCGUUCGUUAAUACAACGAUCCUGAAUUCCACCAAGUUCAAGCAUUUUGGUAUUUUCGAUACGUUAAUAUCAGGAAUGAAAGAAGUAAUUCGAGAACAUCGUUUCUUCCUUGAGGCGAGGCAUAGACUUUCAAAAAUGGGAGUUGUACUACCUGCUGAGUUUGACGAAUCUUUUCUUUUCUCCAAAGUACCGAAAUCGUUGAGAAACCUGAAAUACCAUCCUUUAUAUACUAUCGAGUCAAACAUAAGGAAAAAUCAAAUUAUUUUUCCGAAAAGACCAAUUUUAGGAUACUUUAAGGGAGAACCGAUUUUUUACAAAAAAAAUGUACAAAUUCUGCGAAGCGAAAGAGAAUGGUUUAGACUGGGUAAGAGAGCGUCAAGACCAAUAUAUAAGAUGGUUAAUGGUGUGAAGCUGUAUCGCAAGUAUGAUGUUGAAGACAUUGUUAUUGAGGAUUUGGAAGGUAAACCAAUGUUGUACUACCAUAAUAAUCAUAUACCACGAAACUGUAUUUAUUCCAAAAAUGACUUUUCAGUUUGUGUGGCCAAACUGCUGGAUAUACGUUUUAGUGAGUGCAUUGUUGGAUUCAAGUAUAAAAUGCCUGUAUACCAAGGCAUUUUCCUGUAUAAAAAAGACGCCUCGCUGUUUUUCAAUACAUUGGAACAGUACAAGUUCAACAAAAUGAUAGUAGAUACCGUUGAGAAAGGUGACAGGAUCUACCGCCUAUGGGACGACGUAAUCAAAAGAGUUAAGAAGUUUAAAAAGCUGAAAAAUCUUUUUGCGUAGCUGGUGCGGUAUUUUGUACAAAACUACUGUGGGUAAGUUGUUAUCAUGUAACAUGUUAAUCAAUCGUAUGCUUGAUCAUUUUUGGCUGUAUAACUAACGUAAGAGCAUAGCCCUUUAGUGUAUACGGCAUAAUCGUCAUAACCUUAGAUGUUCUUUUUCUUAACAAUAAAAAUAUACAGGUCAUA
Vavraia culicis subsp. floridensis is the source of this 1355-nucleotide messenger RNA. RefSeq lists its product as uncharacterized. Gene Ontology annotation, molecular function: damaged DNA binding; single-stranded DNA binding. The transcript has a single exon. NCBI's taxonomy places the organism in Eukaryota, Fungi, Microsporidia, Pleistophoridae. Gene Ontology annotation, biological process: nucleotide-excision repair; mismatch repair. Gene Ontology annotation, cellular component: cytoplasm; nucleotide-excision repair factor 2 complex; XPC complex. The coding region runs from base 1 to 1170 and encodes 389 amino acids. The record is from RefSeq and is a predicted model, not a curated record.